Durusdinium trenchii is the source of this 825-nucleotide messenger RNA. The record is from the annotation of a GenBank genome assembly. Lineage: Eukaryota; Dinophyceae; Suessiales; Symbiodiniaceae.
GAGCUGGUAGGUGAGCUGUGCGUCGUAUCUCACGAGUUGAGUUUUGCCAUCAUGGUCCGCGAAGCUGUUGUGUAUCGUGCUCAUGGAGCUGAUGUUUCGAGGGUCAUGACGACCCCAAAGGAUGAGUUGGCCGGCAUCGUGAAAGCGGACUCUUUGUUUUUCAGGUUCAACUCGGUGCGUGAGCUGAAGUUGCCAGACCUGGGGGAUGUUCUGGUGAUGCGAGGUGACACCCGCUUCGUAGCUCAGAAGCAGAAUGUGAUCUUGUUUCAGCGCAGCAUGGUCAUUCACGAUGAUGACGAAGCUUUCAACAUCUUUCAGGGGAAGCCAGUUCCUGGAAGUGGCUGGGAAGAUGUUUCCUUUUUUGCUGAAGAGAUGGACGUGUACGUGACCUACCUGCUCAUUGCUGUGGACAACACCCUUGGCAUUGAAGACCGUUCGUUGACCCAGCGAGUUCCGUUCAGGCAGCGCUGCUCGAACGAUGUCCACAGAUUGCUGCUCCGCGUGAACCCUGAGAAGUUCGCCCUCUUGAAGCACUUGGCAAUGCCGAUGUGCAAUGACGCUGAGGGAGCCUGAGCCAGAUUUGAUCUGCCACGACUCUGGCGCCAAGUUUGAAAAAUAUUGAUUGUGGUGGCGGACCGAUGCUUGUGUGAUAUGUUUUGCGACGGUGCUUGGCGUGCUUCCCAUGCAUUUUGUUCAAGCCCUCAGAAACUAAACAUGCAGCCAGGUGCAGACUCCAGUGUGUGAGAAGCCUGAAUCUGAGGCCUUCAAACCACCUUCAAUCUUCAAGUUUCCAAGGCCUUCAACUGAGUGUGAGGGGGGCACGCG